Molecule: messenger RNA, 1761 nt
Organism: Durusdinium trenchii
Lineage: Eukaryota; Dinophyceae; Suessiales; Symbiodiniaceae
Source: the annotation of a GenBank genome assembly
AUGCUCUUUCGCAGUUGCAGCCGCUUCAACCACUCGUGUUUUCCCAAUGCAGGUGGACAUUUAUCUGGAGGAGAAGGUGUGGCUUCAGUCUCCAAGUAUCGAGCUACUUUGAGCAUUUAUGCGCUGGAAGAGAUCAAGCAGGGUGAGGAGGUGUGCAUCUCAUACCUGAUUCUUGCCUUUCGCCACCAGCGCCACAAGUGGAGCUGGAAUGAAGUGGAUCAGCUGAACACCCUGCACCACCGCCGCGACCUGUUGCACCGCACCUGGGGCUUCCUCUGCCACUGCGAUCGCUGCCGCGGCGGGCGGCCGCUGGAUCGGCGCCUGGAGGCACUCGGUUCGGGGUUCAGUGAGGCAGCGGAACGGAGGAAGGCCUUGGCGGCGGUGAACGCGAAGUAUUUGAGCUUGUUUGACGCAAGUUGUGAGCAGUACGAUCCACCACGCGACUUUGAGUCAACGGUGGAGCGCUUGAACAGCUUUCGGAAGGAGUUUGCCUUUCUGGAUCCAGCGCAUACGGGACCCGAACUCACGCAGCGCCUGGGUGGUUGCAACGAGGAGCUCAUUGCCACCUUCCUGCUCGGAGGCGUGCAGAGCGAAGUGGCCCAACGCUGCGCUGAACUGGCACUGCCACUGCUGGUGGAAGAGAUGCAAGUUCAGCAUUCGUUGCUUCCCUGCCUAAGUCCUUGCAAGAUCACCCGCUAUGCAGAGUUUCUGCAGUUGUUGCGCUACGUGCCUGAAAAGGAGGGACAAUUUCACAUGAGCAAUCUGAAGGUGGAUGGUUGUGAACUUCAACAUCAACAGAGUCUCUGGCUCCAUGACCCUGUGAAGGCCCGAGCCUUGGGUCUCCAAGCAGCGCGGAACCUCCCCGCGCGCCCAUCCAUUGGCGCGCCCCUGCGCACGGGACCCCUGCCGCGGCCGGGCGCCGCCUGCGCGCCGGGCGUCCGCGGCGGCGGGAGCGGUGGUGCUGGAGCGAGGGUGGGGCGAGACAUGGAUGGAAUGCCUCCCUUGCUGGAGCCUCCCAAGACACCGCUCCACUCCGGGCACUGCGAACCCGGACGCCUCUGGGACGCCUACGCCGAGUUCGGCCGCCCCAGCCGCGCCGCGCGGAGCCUGCGUGGCGAUGGCGCUGGAGGAGCUCCAGAGGGGCGGGGGAGAGGAAGGCAGAGUGAGUCGUGGUUCAAGUUUCGAGCCAACGAGACGACCUUGGCCUCGGCGCUGCUGCAGCCGGCGGCCGUGCUCGUGGGCGACACCGACUACGCGCCGGACGCCUUUGCGGCACGGUGCCUCUUGUCCGAGGGCGUCGGCUUCCUCACCCGCGCUGCUGCCCUGAAGCCUGAGAAGGUGCCGAGCGCCAAGCGGCGGCGCUUUCGGAAGGCCUUCGCCAAGUACCAAGAGCAUAUCAAGGCAGCCGCUUCCGGCGUGGAGGCCGAGAUCUUUCAGAAAUUGGCUUUUUGGCUGGGCAUGAUGGAUGCCUGGUAUGAGCAGAUGCCUGUGUUGAUGGACCUGUCCUUGCUGAAAGACGCCGUGGCGCAGCACGUGGUGCCCUUGGCCGCCUGGGUGCUGCGCCCGCACCUGAAGCCGAUCGUGGGCCGGGUGGACCUCCGCAAGCUUUGCCUCUCGCGCAGCUCCGGCUAUCCCGCAGCUCCCGAAGCGGACGGCCCGGCGUCUCCGGCGGCACGGCCGUCCACCGGCACGGUGCCCAUGCCGGCACGGUGGCUGAAGGAGAGCUCCAGCGCCUCGGUGUGCGGGUGGGCCUUCGGCUGA